Messenger RNA from Tremella mesenterica DSM 1558, 528 nucleotides. RefSeq lists its product as uncharacterized. Gene Ontology annotation, biological process: translation. The record is from RefSeq and is a predicted model, not a curated record. Gene Ontology annotation, molecular function: structural constituent of ribosome. Lineage: Eukaryota; Fungi; Basidiomycota; Tremellomycetes; Tremellales; Tremellaceae. Gene Ontology annotation, cellular component: ribosome; cytosolic large ribosomal subunit. The transcript has 4 exons. The coding region runs from base 10 to 492 and encodes 160 amino acids.
GACCUCAAAAUGUCUACCGAUUUGCAAUGGCUCCUUCUCCGACAAUGGAACUCUUUCCAGGUCAAACCCAAGAACGGAAAGACGUUUUCCAAAGAGAAGGGAAACCUCCUCAACCUUCACUCUCAUAAAUACUCUGGACUCGCAAACUCCAAAGUCGUCAACAUUGACCUUGCCGCUGAGGGUAACGUCGUGAUCACCAAGAUCAAAGGUGACGCCAAACCCACCCAGGUCGCUUCCGCUCGUACUCACGUCACUCUCCGACGUAAUACCGGACCUAGACGAGUGAACAAAAUCGUCGCUGUGGAGACCGCUCACAAAGGUUACCGGGCUGAUCUCCGUCAUGCCGCCGUCGCUCGCGCCUCUGCCGUCCUCAAAGCACACAAACAAAGUCUCAACCCACCCAAAGAAUACCCAAUCAAAGUCCGGGGCAAGAAGGGAAAAGCCUUUAUGGGAGCUGAGAAGACUGAGGAUGAUGUGAUUGAACUUGAUUAGGUCAUGAUGCAUUGGUCGUGAUCCGUCUCAUGAUUG